CGGCCCCGGCGCUGCCGCCGCCCGGAGCGGGGAGUGCCGGGCAGGGCCGGGCAGGUGGAGCGGCCCCCAUGGAGCGGGGGAAGAUGGCGGAGCUGGAGAGCCUGGAGACGGCGGCGGAGCACGAGCGGAUCCUGCGGGAGAUCGAGAGCACGGACACGGCCUGCAUCGGCCCCACGCUCAGGUCUGUCUACGAUGGGGAAGAACACGGUCGGUUCAUGGAGAAACUGGAAGCUCGGAUCCGGAACCACGACCGGGAGAUCGAGAAAAUGUGCAACUUCCACUACCAGGGAUUCGUGGAUUCCAUCACGGAGCUGCUCAAGGUCAGAGGAGAAGCUCAAAAACUGAAGAACCAAGUGACGGACACCAACCGGAAGCUGCAGAACGAGGGGAAAGAACUGAUAAUUGCCAUGGAAGAGCUGAAGCAAUGCCGGCUGCAGCAGAGGAACAUUUCGGCGACGGUCGAUAAACUCACGCUGUGUCUUCCCGUGCUGGAGAUGUACAGCAAACUGCGGGAGCAGAUGAAAUCCAAGAGGCACUACCCUGCCCUGAAGACCCUGGAGCACCUGGAACACACGUACCUGCCCCAGGUGAGCCACUACCGCUUCUGCAAGAUCAUGGUGGAUAACAUCCCAAAGCUGCGGGAGGAGAUCAAGGAGGUGUCCAUGUCAGACCUCAAGGAUUUCCUGGAGAGCAUCCGGAAGCAUUCGGACAAGAUUGGAGAGACGGCCAUGAAACAGGCACAGCAGCAAAGAAACCUGGACAACAUCGUGUCCCAGCAUCCCAGGAUAAGCGGGGGGAAGAAAUCCAAGAAGGAAUUCUGCGCCAACUCUGACCUGGAGGUGAAGAACACCAGCCCCAUGUCCGAGCAAGAUUCGGGAAUCCUGGAUGUUGAGGAUGAGGAUGAGGAUGAAGAGGUACCUGGAGCCCAGGAUUUGGUGGAUUUCUCCCCAGUUUAUCGCUGCCUGCACAUCUAUUCUGUCCUGGGCGCCCGCGAAACCUUCGAGAGCUACUACAGGAAGCAGAGGAGAAAACAAGCCCGGCUGGUCCUGCAGCCUCCUUCCAACAUGCACGAAACCUUGGACGGCUACAGGAAGUAUUUUAAUCAAAUUGUAGGUUUAAACCCAUGUUUUCCUCUCUCCCCUUCUUUCCAGUCCUACUGCUCCGACCCGAGCCUGGUGUUAGACUUGAAGAACCUCAUCGUCCUCUUUGCUGACACACUCCAGGGCUAUGGCUUCCCAGUGAACCAGCUCUUUGACAUGCUGUUGGAGAUCCAGGACCAGUACAGUGAAACCCUCCUGAAGAAAUGGUCAGGAGUUUUCAGAAAUAUACUUGACUCAGACAACUACAGCCCCAUCCCGGUGUCAAAUGAAGAACUUUAUAAGAAAAUAGUUGGACAGUUCCCAUUCCAGGACGCUGAACUUGAAAAGCAACCCUUUCCAAAGAAGUUCCCCUUCUCCGAGUUUGUGCCUAAAGUUUACAAUCAGAUCAAGGAAUUCAUCUACGCCUGCCUGAAGUUCUCGGAGGACCUUCACCUGAGCUCCACCGAGGUCGACGACAUGAUCCGGAAAUCCACGAACCUGCUGCUGACCCGGACGCUGAGCAACUGUUUACAGACGGUCAUCAAGAGGAGAAACGUGGGGCUGACGGAGCUCGUGCAGAUUAUUAUAAACACGACCCAUCUGGAGAAAUCCUGCAAGUUCCUCGAGGAAUUCAUCACCAACAUCACCAACGUGCUUCCGGAAACCGUGCACACGACGAAGCUCUACGGGACCACCACCUUCAAGGACGCCCGGCACGCGGCCGAGGAGGAGAUCUACACCAACCUCAACCAGAAGAUCGACCAGUUCCUGCAGCUGGCAGACUACGACUGGAUGGCCCUGGAGCCGGGCAGCAGGGCCAGCGACUACCUGGUGGAUCUCAUCGGCUUCCUGCGCAGCACCUUCGCCGUGUUCACCCACCUCCCGGGGAAGGUGGCCCAGACUGCCUGCAUGUCUGCCUGCAAACACCUCUCGACAUCGCUGCUGCAGCUGCUGCUGGAGGCCGAGGUGAGGCAGCUCACACUGGGGGCCCUGCAGCAGUUCAACCUGGACGUGGAGGAGUGUGAACAGUUUGCCAGAUCCGGCCCAGUGCCUGGGUUCCAAGGGGACACGCUGCAGUUGGCCUUCAUCGACUUGAGACAACUCUUAGAUCUGUUCAUCCAGUGGGAUUGGUCGACGUAUUUGGCUGACUAUGGGCAGCCCACGUGCAAGUACCUCCGUGUGAACCCCACGACUGCCCUGGUCCUGCUGGAAAAGAUGAGAGACACGAGCAGGAAAAACAACGUUUUUGCCCAGUUUCGGAAAAACGAACGGGACAAGCAGAAGCUCAUCGACACCGUGGCCAAGCAGCUCCGCGGCCUCAUCAACAGCCACCACUCCUGAGGGAGCUGGGCACCUCCUUCCCAAAACCCCCCCUGGACUUGGGAUCCUUGUUGAAAGAGAAUAUAUGUAUUUUUUUAUUCA
Messenger RNA from Corapipo altera (White-ruffed manakin), 2501 nucleotides. It is a transcript of the gene EXOC6B, whose product is annotated as exocyst complex component 6B. Gene Ontology annotation, cellular component: membrane; exocyst. NCBI's taxonomy places the organism in Eukaryota, Metazoa, Chordata, Aves, Passeriformes, Pipridae. The record is from RefSeq and is a predicted model, not a curated record. Gene Ontology annotation, biological process: Golgi to plasma membrane transport; exocytosis; intracellular protein transport. The transcript has 21 exons. The coding region runs from base 69 to 2420 and encodes 783 amino acids.